Messenger RNA from Phytophthora infestans T30-4, 1671 nucleotides. RefSeq names its product beta-secretase, putative. Gene Ontology annotation, biological process: proteolysis. Lineage: Eukaryota; Oomycota; Peronosporomycetes; Peronosporales; Peronosporaceae. Gene Ontology annotation, cellular component: fungal-type vacuole. The record is from RefSeq and is a predicted model, not a curated record. The transcript has 2 exons. Gene Ontology annotation, molecular function: aspartic-type endopeptidase activity. Bases 1 to 1671 code for a protein of 556 amino acids.
AUGCGGAUAGCAGUAGCAACGGCACUGCUGACACAGACCGCACAGGCCAGCAAUGUCCUGCAGCAGCAGCUCUGGGGACUCUCGUCGGGCUUGGCCUACUACGUGGAAGUGAAUAUUGGGUCACCGCUGUACUCUUUGGGAUCGAGCAGCUCCAGUUCCAACUCGUUUAACCUGCUACUGGACACGGGCUCGGCCAACACGGCGGUGGUCACGGCUGAGUGCUGCUCAUUGACCAACCAGAAUCUCUACUCGUGUUCGGACUCCAGCACGUGCGUAGACGAAGGCGCCAGUGUCAGUGUGAGCUACGUGAGCGGUGCAUGGAGUGGCGAAGUGGUGCGGGACACUUUCUCCGGACAGGGUCUCGGCACCGUGGAGAACAUGCAUUUCGCCGAGAUCACGGCCGAGGACAGCUUCAUCUCGUCAGGUUACGAUGGUAUCAUCGGUCUGGGGUACAAGUCUAUUGCGUCGCCCUCUAGUAACCCACCGACGCCCUAUUUCGAUACAGUUCUGAGUGCUGAUGGACUGGCAAACGUCUUCAGUCUGCAGAUGUGUGGCGCGUUGCAAGCGCUGAGUUUGAGCAAUGUCUCGACGGAAGAUGGGUCACAUUUGUAUGCGGGGGAAUUCCUUCUUGGGGGAACCGAAGGACCCAAUGGAGAGAGUUAUCACAAGGGAGAUAUUGUGUACACCCCGUUGGUCCAGGAGAAAUAUUUCAACAGCAUCAACUCGCCUCGAUCGAUCGUGGACUCGGGUACCAGCAACAUCGCCUUCCCGUCCAGUGUAUACAGCGCAAUAAUUGCCGAGCUUAAGACGCAGGUUGAACGAAUCGCCACAGUCUCCGACAGCUUCUUCGACGACGACACGACUUGCUGUUCAAGCGACUGCGAUCCAAAUAAUGCUGACUCAAUCAUUUACCAACUACCAGGACUGACCAUCUCCCUUGCAGUCGAUGGCGAUAACUCGCAGCAGAUGACUAUCACCAUCCCAGCUGAGUACAUUUGGCGCCCUAUUGUGGUCUCCACGGGGCGAGGAGAAGCAGCGUGUCGAGUGUUUGGCAUCUCGGAGGGCGAUUUUACGCUGCUAGGCGACGUGUUCAUGGACGGGUUAUUCACAGUGCAUGAUCGUGCCAAUGAACGCGUGGGUCUUGCAAUAGCAGACAACUGUCCGAAUGGUGUCACGUCCAGUAAGAAUAUCACGAUAGAGACGAUGACUGCUGAGGAUUCGCUCUGCGACUGUGUCGGCUCUGCGGACAGGAAAAGCAGUCUUAUCAGCAGCUACGUGCCGUUCUCGGGCAAGCCUUGUUUCUUCUGGCAAUGGUGGAUGUAUGUGGUAAUUGUGGCGCUCGUUGUGAUCGUCCUAAUGCUGCUCGCAUACGGAUAUUACUGGUGGAAGCGCCGCAAACUGAUGCGUCAACUGGAGGCUUUACAGAGCCAGAAUCAGCCGGAAGUGCAGCGCAGUUUGUACGCGAAUGAUCAUCUCGACCGCAACCUGCUGCAUUCGCCUACACAACCUAGCUCCGGAUAUGUCGCCGAUGGCUUCCAGACUGCGCGUCCGAUUGUGAACGGAGGAGCUCCCGCUACUUCGGGAUACGUGUUAGCAUCGUCUCCGUCUGUUCGCUUUAACUCCAACACAAAUGGAGCUCCUGCUACUGCUGUACCGGGUCGAAAGACAUAA